AUGAAUAACAAUACUUUUCGUAAUAAUAUUAGGAGAUAUAUUUUGGAAGAAGGUGGCGAAGACAAGUACAUGGAUAUUGAUGUUGAUGCUGGUAUUGAUCUGUUUGAUACUACCAAAUUUAACUAUAGAACAUUAUUCGAUGAACGUGUGAAUCAAAAUAUCAGCCGUACAGAAAUGGUGUUUAAAUUUUUUGGAAUUGAAAAUAUAUCUGAUGUGGAUACAGUUCCUCAAAAGCACAAGUGGUAUUUUGACGAUCACCCAGAUGAGUGGAAAGUCUUAUUUAUUUUCUUUUGUGUUAUGCAAUCAACCGAGUACGAAUUUCAAGGCAAAGAUGGAAAUUUGCUAAAUCCCGAUACUCUUCAUAAUAUUGUCCGAGUGAGGCUACUGACAACCUUCUAA
This is a messenger RNA of Debaryomyces tyrocola, 399 nucleotides long. NCBI's taxonomy places the organism in Eukaryota, Fungi, Ascomycota, Pichiomycetes, Serinales, Debaryomycetaceae. The record is from the annotation of a GenBank genome assembly.